This is a messenger RNA of Trichechus manatus latirostris (Florida manatee), 594 nucleotides long. It is a transcript of the gene TMEM37, whose product is annotated as transmembrane protein 37. The coding region runs from base 1 to 594 and encodes 197 amino acids. Gene Ontology annotation, cellular component: membrane. NCBI's taxonomy places the organism in Eukaryota, Metazoa, Chordata, Mammalia, Sirenia, Trichechidae. Gene Ontology annotation, molecular function: voltage-gated monoatomic ion channel activity; calcium channel activity. The transcript is spliced from 2 exons. The record is from RefSeq and is a predicted model, not a curated record.
AUGACAGCCAUAGUCGUGCAGGCCCAGAGGCUGCUGGCCCCGAGGAGGCCCUGCAGGCCCUUCUUUGAGUCCUUGGUGCGGACCUUGAUCAUCGUGUGCGCUGCCAUGGCUGUGGUCCUCUCCUCUGUCUCCAUCUGUGACGGCCACUGGCUCCUGGCCGAGGGCCGCCUCUUUGGGCUGUGGCACUUCUGCACCACCACCAACCAGAGUGAGCCACACUGCCUCCGAGACCUGAGCCAGGCCCGUGUGCCGGGGCUGGCCGUGGGCAUGGGCCUGGCCCGCAGCGUGGGCGCCCUGGCUGUGGUGGUGGCCAUCUUUGGCCUGGAGUUCCUCAUGGUGUCCCAGGUGUGCGAGGACCUCCACUCCCGGCGCAAGUGGGCCCUGGGCUCCGUGUUCCUCCUCGUCUCUUUCCUGCUCUCCUCCGGGGGGCUCCUGAGCUUCGUGAUCCUUCUCAGGAACCAGGUCACCCUCCUGGGCUUCACCCUGAUGUUCUGGUGUGAGUUCACCGCCUCCUUCCUCUUCUUCCUGAACGCCCUCAGCGGUCUGCACAUUAACAGCAUCACACACCCCUGGGACCCUCCGAGGAAAUUUUAG